AUGUCUGGUCCAAAUUCUCCUUCAAGGGCGAGUUCACUUUCGGAACCACUCGGCGUCGAUCGAGUGAAUCCUACGUUGACAGAUCUUGACGAAGCUUCCGUUCAAUCUCCUGUUCCGGUUAACUCUUCCGAUGAACUGUCAGACAUUCUUAUGGCGGCACUUAUCCAACCCGGGGAGGAGGAUCUCAAACAGGCAGCCUCUUAUGACAUACUCAACCGCGAUUCGGACUUUAUUUUGCCGGAGGAGUUGGAUCCUGACUGUCAACCUCUGAAUUCAGCGCCGGCUGCUGAUGAGCUGUCGGAACCAUGGUUUUCCGAGGAUGCUCUCGAAGAUAGUUGGUCGUAUGAUGAUGAACCGUCUAAGAGUGAGGUUUAUGGUUCAGAUUCUAAAGCUGCACUGUCGAUGAUUGGAUCUGGGCUUGCUAACCUUGGGAACACUUGUUUUCUCAACUCGAUUACGCAAUGCUUCACUCAUACAGUGCCUCUAGUUGAGGGUCUUCUUUCGUGCAGCCAUUCUUCUGAUGGUCAUAAUGGGUACUGUGUUAUUUGUGCUUUCCGCUACCAGAUGCAACGUUCCUUGCAGUCUACUGGAACUGUUAUCUCCCCUGAGAUACUUGUGGAUAAUUUGAGGCAUUUUUCUUCUAUGUUUAGAAGACAUCAACAGGAGGAUGCACAUGAAUUUAUGCAGUGUGCAUUGGAUAAGCUUGAUUCGUGUUUCUUAAGUUUGAAGAAGAAUGAUCCAAGUUUUGAGGGUGAGAAUAUUGUAAACAAAGUUUUUGGAGGAAGCCUGGUUAGCAAGCUCCGAUGUUGUACCUGUGGCCGCUCUUCGGACACUAAUGAGCCAUUGAUUGACUUGAGUUUAGAAAUAGAAAAUGUAGAUUCUCUGUCGAGUGCUUUAGAAUCUUUCACUAUGUUGGAAAACAUUGAUGAAAAGCUUAAAUGUGAGGGCUGCAAUGAAGAAGUUUCUAUGGAGAAGCAGCUUAUGUUGAAUCAGACACCUUCUAUUGCUGCAUUCCAUUUAAAGAGGUUUAAGACAGAUGGGGUUUUUGUUGAAAAGAUCGACAAGCAUAUUGAUUUCCCAUUGGAGUUGGACUUGCAGCCUUACACCAUUUCAAAUGAAAACAAUGUACCGUUGAAAUAUGAUCUAUAUGCAGUUGUUGUGCAUAUUGGAUUUUCAUCUAACUCGGGGCAUUAUUUCUGCUUUGUUCGCACUGCUCCAGACACAUGGCAUAAGUUAGAUGAUUCAAAGGUUGCUAAGGUAUCAGAAAAGGCUGUGCUGUCUCAAGAAGCAUACAUAUUGUUUUAUGCUCGACAGGGUACUCCUUGGUAUUCAGAGUUUGCAGAAUCUACAAUUCCAUCCCUGGAUUUGAGCAGGAUGAAUACGUCGCCCAAGUCUGUUUUAGAUAUCCCUGAUGGCCAGGAUAAGUCAUUUCCUAUUUCAAAAGAAAAUGUUGAGAUGAGUGAGGCCAUUGAAUCCAAAAAAAAUUCUGAAAAGAAGUUUGGUUAUUCUAGUCGACAAAGUCGUGAGUUGCUUAAAAUUGAUGAUGUUGUCGAUGCUUCUCCUCACCGUGAACAAUUACCUGCUGGGCCUUCAAAUCAGAAAACUCUUAAUGUGAAAGGAUUGGAAGAUAUCAACUCCAAAGUGCUACCUUUGAAUAAUGCCAGCUUGAGUGGUACUGCAAAGGCUGGUGGGAGUUCAUAUGCUGAUAACAGUGCUCAUGACAAAAACAAAUCUACUAGUGUUUUGGAUUUCCUAGAGAAUGAUAUUUUCAGUUCUAUUACUCCUCCCAACACACCCCCUUCUCAGACUCCAGGUAAGAGUUUCCAGAUCUCACGUGAUCAUGUGAAGACAGAGAAUCAAGGGAGCAGUAAAAGAUCAUCAUCAAAUAAGUCAAAUAAGUCAUCUGGUAGUCCUGGAAAAAAAGCUGCUAUCUCUUAUCUUAAGAAGAUGCCUGGUUCAAGGAGAGGUGCAUUUUUGGACUUAGUUAAUUCUUGUCAUAACAAAACUUCCCCAGAGAACAAGAGAAAAAACACCGAUUCAUCGCUCUCUGUCAAAGGAAACAACAGUGCUCGCAAGAAAUCAGCCCAUGCUUCUGUUGGUGGCUACCCUGUGGCAGCCGGAAUUUCACAAUGA
Messenger RNA from Vicia faba (fava bean), 2133 nucleotides. NCBI's taxonomy places the organism in Eukaryota, Viridiplantae, Streptophyta, Magnoliopsida, Fabales, Fabaceae. The record is from the annotation of a GenBank genome assembly.